Anguilla anguilla (European eel) is the source of this 3646-nucleotide messenger RNA. RefSeq names its product semaphorin-7A-like. The record is from RefSeq and is a predicted model, not a curated record. Bases 73 to 2430 code for a protein of 785 amino acids. Gene Ontology annotation, molecular function: integrin binding; chemorepellent activity; semaphorin receptor binding. NCBI's taxonomy places the organism in Eukaryota, Metazoa, Chordata, Actinopteri, Anguilliformes, Anguillidae. The transcript has 17 exons. Gene Ontology annotation, biological process: positive regulation of axon extension; positive regulation of ERK1 and ERK2 cascade; integrin-mediated signaling pathway.
CGCAGCAAAUGACGUCGCUGGAGAUAAUCAUUCUGAUAUAGUUCUGCGAACCGUGAGUUGCUCCUGGAGAGAAUGUUGCUAUCUAUCUGGAUCUUAUACGCGGUCUUUUCCACUUUGAACAUCGCAAAUGCUUCGGAGUAUCACCACAACCCACGAAUAAUUCUGACGCCAAAAGAUAUGACAUUCAGGAGGCACAGCCGCAAUGGGACACAUGACCGCACCGAGAUCGUUCAGGGACCACACAAUGACAGCAUUUAUGUUGGAGGCCACGGAACGCUGUCCUACAUUGAUUUCCAGAACCCCAGCCAGUCAAAAGAGGUCACCUUGUUUGAAAAUGAAUGUAAGGACCAAAAUUCAACUGACAGCUGUGAACAUGACAUCACCAUCCUGCAUACAUUCAAAGGGAGAACAGACAUUUUUGUUUGUGGAACAAAUGGCAUCCUCCCAGUGUGCUGUUAUAUGAAACAAUCUGAAUUUGGCACCUGCUCAUCAUUUCCAGCUGAAGGAAUAGCUCCAUUCUCUGUGAAAGAGAAAGCACCAUCCCUCUACAUUGAGGAGGAGCUUUUCACCACUGCCAACCUUGACGCCCGAGGCGAUGGGGUGGGCAUCCGUAGGCACUUUGGGACAAACGGCAAACUCUCAGCACCUGCCAGUAAAACAGAGCAGAGAUUUGUGGCCAUGGAAAUAAGUGGGCCCAGGGCUGAUCCACUACAGGACAGAAUCUACGCCUUUUUGGCACAGAGGAAUCGGGAUAAGCACCCAGACGCUGACCGUUGGGUUUCCCAGGUUGUCCAGGUGUGCAAGGUAGAUCGCGGUGGAACCAAAAAUAUUCUGGAGAGGCUCUGGACCUCGCUCCUGAGUGCCCGGCUUUACUGUGGAAUUCACUUCAGCAAGAUUCUGGAUGUGGAUGUCCUGCAUGCAGCCAACUGGAGAGACAGCAAGGUGUAUGCACUCUUCACCAAUGUAUGGGGCAUGAGGGCAGUGUGUGUGUACACCUUGGGUACUAUUGAUGACGUCUUCAUGAACUCAAAAUUCAAAAACAGUGGAGGGCCUUCACCAAACAGUCGGAAUAGAACGUGCGUUGAAAACAGCCAGACUCUCCCCCGGGAAGUGCUAAGGCAAAGGAAAGACUACCAAGAGCUGAAAGAUUGGAUCAGACCUGUGAAUGACAAGUCCCCCUUCAUGGUCAGUCACCGCCACUACAGACACAUCAGGGCUGACACUGUGAUUGGCAGGGGCGGCGUACAGCACACCGUCUUAUUCUUAUCUCUGGACAGCGGGAAGGUGCACAAGGUGCUGGAGCAGGCAGGUCCAACUUUUGUCAUCGCUGAGCUGCAGCCUUUCGGCAACAGAACCCACAUCCAAAACAUGCUACUGCAGUCAUCCACGAAGAAGAUGUACGUGAGCUCCAGCACUGAGGUCGUGGAACUGGACCUGCACAGCUGCAUGGAAUAUGGCCAACGGUGCGAGGAGUGUGUCCAGGCCAGAGACCCCUACUGUGGCUGGGAUGGGACCAAAUGCACUGCAGCCUCCAGUGACACGGUUCAGGAUGUGGAGCAUGGAAACUAUACGGUGUGCGAAGAAGCAGGUAAGACCGACAAAUAUGUGGCACCUCGCAAAGUUGACAACCUCCCCCCAUCGGCCAGGUACGUCCUGCAGUGCCCCACUCUGUCUGGCCAUGCUCAAUACAGCUGGCACCACCAUGGAAAGACGACAGAAUGCACCCGGGCAGAGGGGCAAUGCCUGCUGCUCAUAGAGAACAUGUCCCCUGCAAUGGAGGGCACCUACAGCUGCGUGUCCUCAGAGAGGGGCUACGAGAGAACGCUGGUAGAGUACGAGCUGCGGAUCGAGAGCAUAGCCACAACCAGCAAUCAGGACCCGGUGCUGCAGCCAGCCACGUAUAAUGUGAAUUUGAUGUCCAGCCGUAAGGAACUGGACCUGCACAGCUGCAUGAAAUAUGGCCAACGGUGCGAGGACUGUGUCCAGGCCAGAGACCUCAACUGCACCUGGGAUGGGACCAUAUGCACUGCAGCCUCCAGUGACACGGUUCAGGAUGUGGAGCAUGGAAACUAUAUGGUGUGCGAAGAGACAGGUAAGACCGAAAGAUCUAUCAGUUCACGAAAAUUUUACAACGUCCCCCCAUUGGCCAAGCACGUCCUGCUGUGCCCCACUGUGUCUGGCCAUGCCAACUACAGCUGGCACCACCAUGGAAGGACGACAGCGUGCCUCCAGGCAGAGGGGCAAUGCCUGCUGCUCAUAGAGAACAUGUCCCCUGCAAUGGUAGGCAACUACAGCUGCGUGUCCUCAGAGGGGGGCUAUGUGAGAACGCUGGUAGAGUACGAGCUGCUGAUGGAGAGCAGGGCCCCAGGACUGGACUCUUCUCUACUGGCCUCAGUCGUCGUCCUGAUUUGCCUGAUCCUGCUCCACUAGUCAAACCAGCAGCCAUUCGAACCGCUGCAGCGCUUGCUCGGGCUGGUAGGCCUAAAAAAACUGCGCUUCUUUUUGGUCCAAGUUGAGCACCGAGCCCCAGUGCAAUGAUAGGGACACAGUGAAGUAGGAGACAUUCAAGGUCCUGAUUUACAGUAAUCGUUACAUAUGCCAUUGAUGUUUUUCAUAAAGCAAAAUCCUGCCUUACAUUAAAAAGUCUUUUAAGUCUUAAUGUUUAAACUUGAACACAUGAAAAAUAUAUUUUAGUUUUUUUUAAUACUGUAUUUUGGGAAAUCUAAUCUUAGAAAUAGGUAUAUGCAUUAUAUACAUGGAGGGUUAGGGUUAUAUACAUUGUAAAACUAUAUAUAUAUAUGUGUGUGUCAACUACAUUAUUUUUACCCACAUCCAACAUAUUGUGUUUCAUUUCUUCCUGAGUUAGCAUUGGCCUACUGUGGGCAAGUGGUUCAGGAUUCUGAAGUAGACAAUUGGAAUGGAAAAUUCAGACUCCUGAACCUGAACUACUGACUACUGAAAGUAAUACAGAUAAACGUAUUACUGUUCCCACUGUUCUCUGUAUACUCCGUACGAUGCAGCAAAGCCACAAUUGUUUAACAGAAGUUCCACAGCCCCAGAUCUGACUGUACUGCUGCAGCCCUCUUCUGUAACAUGUUAGAGCUGAUAGAAUUUGGUGGGAUGAAUUGUGAGCAUGAAGUAUGUCAACCUGUAUGCUCCCACAAAUUACCCCCUGUAGCUCUCCAGAGCUGGGUGAGCCAUACGAUUUCUCUCUUUUGCUCCUGUGUGAAAAUUGUCCGCACUGCAGAUUCCACCAAUUUUGCAUGGUUCAGAACGCAGGGUACAGUAGCUGAAUAAGCUCUGCAUUAUCACAAACACAAUCAUGCCAGCUCCUACCAUUCAAAGAGGCCAGAGGGAGUCUGGUGGGGCUCAUUGGAUCCUCUCCAAAUAACGAAUAACCAAAAGACAAAAUUUCUCAUUCAAAUACAGACAAGAGGGUUCUGAAGGCUGGAGGCGACAGAUGUCACUGGCAGCUGCCCUCCAUGCAAUUUACAGCCGAGGCCAAAACACCACACCACAGAAAGGCAAGAUAUAAAGUAAAACUUUAUCAUGACAUACAUGUUUAAAGCCCUGAGAACCACAUCCUUAUAUUAAUUAUGUGAACAAAACUGAAUGUGUCAAAAUCACCUUUGGGAAAGUGCUCCAC